GGCAACACCCGGUAUAUAAAUAUGCUUUUACAGCUUAAUAAUAUUCCUCGGAUAUAUAAUAUUCUCGCCUUUAUAUCUAUAUAUAUACUCCUGGCGGGGUAUAUAGUCUUUUCUAGUAUAUUUACUUUAAUUAGUUAUUCUAGUAUAAUAGAAGCAGCCGCGGGUAAAACCUAUACUGGCCAGACAGUUUUAAGAGCUGUGUAA
This is a messenger RNA of Mytilinidion resinicola, 204 nucleotides long. RefSeq lists its product as uncharacterized. Lineage: Eukaryota; Fungi; Ascomycota; Dothideomycetes; Mytilinidiales; Mytilinidiaceae. The annotation marks the transcript as partial. The transcript has a single exon. The record is from RefSeq and is a predicted model, not a curated record.